AUGUCCUGGAACCGGCCUCAGCUGAGGAGCGGCACCGAUCUGCAGCUGCAGUCGGCUUUCAAUGACGGACAAUGGGCCAACGCCAUUCGUCUCGCUGAGCAGCGAUUCCGGACCUUCAAGGAUCCUUAUUUUGAGGCCGUGAAAAUCUGCGCCGAGAGUCAGUUGGACUCACCGUUGGAGAAGGCGUCACCCUUCAUUGCUAUCCGGAAGCUGGUUCAGGAUCCGACCGCCGUGAGGGAUCCUGACACUUUGGAGCUGCUCGAGUGGGCGUCAGAGGAGUUUAUCGAGGACCAAGACUUUCCCGAGACCUUUGGCCCCCUGAAGCUGCGCUACGUCAAAGCUAAGCCCAAGGACAAAAAUGGUGGUACGAGAUGCCUAGAAUCAUGUCUGUUACACUGGGAUUUGGUUAGCGCGCAGCAAAUUGCAGCAGUGCUCGACAAGUCAUUCCCUCAAGAAAGAAGUUUUCUUUUCUGGAACAUCGCCAUUACUCAUCUGCUAGCGACCAAUGAGCAAUGCCCAGCUGGAAAGAAGCAGCUCUAUGGUAUGCUCGCUCUGAAGCAGAUGCAGCGUGCCGCGCAGUUUGCAGAACAGAGCGGUGCCGAGAAGAACGGCGAAGUCUCCGACCGAGCCAUCAAGACUGAAGAAGAGAUCCUUCUCUUCUACCGCAUUCUUGAGGCUCAUGGUUCUACGGCUGAAUGGGAGGCGGCUCUGAAGGGUCCAACCCUCAACCCAGUCUACCAAUUCAGGAAAGGACGCAAAGACUUGUUUCUGCAGGCGAUAGAAGUUCUCGAGCGCAAGGGACAGUGGAAAACUGUCUACGACCUGUGCAAGGAUUGUUUGUCAACUACAGACGAAAACGAAAAGCUGAGCCUUCUUGCUUGUGACUAUGCGGUGUGGAAGAAAUUCCUCAAUGCUGCUGGUCAGAUAGGACAAACCCAAGACAGGGCUUCGACCGAGGUUUCCGAACUCAUCAACCGCUUCCUGACUCAGGAGGGUGUACGGUCCAUCUACAAGCGCAACAUCCGUCUGGCAAAAGUGGAAGCAGCGUUUCUCUUCCCCAAUAGCACGCAGUCAAGCUCAGAUGCCAAGUCGAAAGAAUUUGAGGAACUGCGCCAGUACAUCGAGGUUGAGUGCGAAUCACCCGCCUGUUUCGACGACGUCAGGGGCUUUGUCGAGCGGCUACCGCCACAGCAGAUCAAAGCACUGGCAUACGAUUUCCUCAUUGGAUUGCCAGAAGAGUCUCAGGAUGCCGCGAGAUCAGCAUCUGUGAAAGUGCUUGCGUACAAGCUGCAGUACCUAGGACUAUCUUCACCGAAGACCCUCGUUCGUGUACCGAAUGAGGAUGUCAAGAAACCAAAUGACUGGAAGUGUAUCACUUGCAACACCACCAACAAGUCAUCUGCCUGCACAGCCUGUGUCAAGAAACUCCUGGAGUUGACUUUAACCUUGUACUCCUCCCUCAUUAACUCUACUGAAAUCGGCUACCUCGAUUGUGUACCGGAACUUGCUAUCCUUGCAGCAUCAUGCUGUGUGAGGCUGAGCGGCGCCCACGAGCGUGGUAUCGACAACCCUACCUCUCUUUCGAAGAACGGUAGACCUGACCGCUUACUUCAGGCUGCCCUCAUCAUCGAAGACCAGCUCACCAGAACACCAAAACAUACCCGACUUACACUGGUUUUGGUGCGCAUCUAUAUUGUGCUUGGCUGCGCUUCUCGUGCUCGCGAAGUGUGGGAUACCGCAGACGUAAAGCGCACUAUUAUUGAUUCGCUCGGCCCCUACUUCUUUGACCGCCUAUCAACCAUUGCGCCCACCUUGGUUCUUCCGCCAAACAGACCUGAAAGAGGGCUGAUGCAGGGACUGAAAUCCCACUACCGGGCAUCUCUCAAGUUGAGAAUGCCUAGAAGGCUGGCUGAUGCUUUCGAGGCCGAGAGCUACACUGCCAUUCUCGAUAUCCCUAGCUACACCGAGCGGCUGAGGUCAAGCUGCACCCUGGUGAUGGGCUAUGUGGAGGAGUCUCAAGCUGCUCGAGCGCUGGACAUCCGCAGCGACUCGAUCUUUGAAGAGCCGGCGAUUGAAGAAGUCACCGACAACUCUGUGCUGAACGAAGUAAUCGACUACGGAUCUGUGCCGAACCUCGAGGCUGCCUUGAGCCGCCCGAUAUACGACGUUCUGCGGCUAGGCCCUGAUCCAUCGAACCUGCGUUCACAUUUGGCUCUCGCUGCAGAAAGGUUCUUUGAGGUCAUGACAUUCAAGCCUGCAUCGUCUUACAAAGUGGCCAACGUUGCGCAGACGACUGCGGCAGAGCUGACCUUCGUCCUGGAAUCCCUCCAGCGGCUGGGCAACACCUUCAGCAGAUUUCUCCACGCUCGCGGGAAGAAUCUCACUCAGCAGGAAGAGACCUACUACCAAAUCAUUUCACUUCUGACCAGCCUGAUUCCCCUCUCCGUCUCAGCUAGUCGCAGCCCGCCACCUCCUGAGCUUCUAGCAAGCAUUGUGUCUGCGACCAAGUCGGGCCUGGACGUCCUUCGUGCGCAAGCACUAUCGACGCCAGCUGAUGCAGAAGGGUCCAAGGUCUUAUUGAUGCUGGGCUCACUCCACGGUCUGUCGAUUCUUCGCGAUGCUGCCGCCGCCGUGAAGCUGGCGACGUCUUACAUCACGACUUUCAACGAUCGCGAGAAGGAGAGGGACCGCUCCGGGCAGAGCAACGUGCCCAAGGAUGUGAUGGCGCAAGUUAAGGCUCUCGAGGCAGCAGCUAGCACGGCCUUCACCGAAGGCAAGACGCGAGUUGCUCUCCUGAAGCAGGAAAGCAACACACUGAAUGCCAAACUGAGCUCCUGGACAUUUGAGAUAGAGUCUGGGGAUGACUUGUCAAAACAAAUACGCGAGGUGGCAGGGUCUCAUGUUGGUGUUUGGUCACAGCGGGUGACCGACAGUUGGCGGUCCAAUGUGAAGGGUUGGGAAUCGGUGCGAUGGGAGUAG
This is a messenger RNA of Colletotrichum fioriniae, 2979 nucleotides long. The record is from RefSeq and is a predicted model, not a curated record. Lineage: Eukaryota; Fungi; Ascomycota; Sordariomycetes; Glomerellales; Glomerellaceae.